AUGCAGCCGCCGCACCAGCCGCCGAUGAACGGGCAGCAGGGCGCGCCCCCGCCACAGGGCUCUGGGGCGCCGGCGCCGCCUCCGCAGCAGCAGGCGCCACCGCCGCCGUACUACCAGCAGCAGCAGCCGCCGCAGUACUACCAGCAGGGGCCGCCCCCGCAGCCGUGGGGCCAGCCGCAGCAGUAUCCUCCGCCGCCGCAGCAGUACGCUCCCCCGCCGCAGCAGUACGCGCCCCCGCCCCAGCAGUACGCUCCGCCGCCACCCCAACAGUACGCUCCUCCGCCGCAGCAGUACGCGCCUCCGCCACAGCAGUACGCGCCGCCGCCACAGUACGGGACCGCGCCGGGAAGUGGCGAGAUCAGGUCUCUUUGGAUCGGAGAUCUCCAGUACUGGAUGGACGAGAGCUACCUUAACUAUCACGCCUUCGCGCCCGUGGCGCCACAGAUUGCCAAUGUGAAAAUUAUAAGGAACAAACAGAAUGGGCAGUCUGAAGGUUAUGGUUUUAUUGAGUUUCACACCCGAGCUGCUGCAGAAUAUACUCUGAUGAACUUCAAUGGGCGGAUGAUGCCGAAUGUUGACAUGGCUUUUAAGCUAAACUGGGCAUCCGCUAGCGCUGGGGAUAAGCGUGGGGACAAUGGUUCUGAUCACACAAUAUUUGUUGGUGAUUUGGCUGCUGAUGUUACCGAUUCCAUGUUGGAAGAGGUGUUCAGAGCUAGCUACCCUUCAGUUAGGGGGGCCAAAGUUGUUAUUGACAAGCCCACUGGACGCCCCAAAGGAUAUGGUUUCGUGCGCUUUGGAGAUUUGAAUGAGCAGGCACGUGCUAUGACUGAGAUGAAUGGAAUGAUGUUAUCUACAAGGCAGAUGAGGAUUGGACCUGCAGCUAACAAGAAGAAUAUGGAUGCCCAGCAGACAUAUGCAACUAAUGGAGCAUACCAGAGCUCUCAAGGAAAUCUUUCGGAGAAUGAUCCCAACAAUACAACAGUCUUUGUGGGUGGGUUAGAUUCCAAUGUAAAUGAGGAGUAUCUAAGGCAAACUUUUACUCCUUAUGGAGAAAUUGCCUAUGUGAAGAUUCCUGUAGGCAAGCGUUGUGGAUUUGUUCAAUUUACCAGCAGGUCAUCUGCUGAGGAAGCAAUCCGUAUGCUCAAUGGGAGCCUGAUUGGUGGGCAGAAUGUUCGGCUUUCUUGGGGUCGUAGUCCUCAAAACAAACAGGCUCCCCAGCAAGAUGCCAACAGCCAGUAUAAUGGAAACAACUACUAUGGAUACCAACAGCAAGGUUAUGAAGGUUAUGGCUACAGUGCACCCAAUGCACAAGACUCAAGCGUGCAAAACUACUAUGGAUACCCUGGUUAUGGCAACUAUGAGCAGCAACAACAGCAGGUGGCAGCACCUCAGCAGCAGCCACCGCCAGCACAACCAGCACAGGAGGAGCAGCAGCAGCAGCCUCCACCACCACAACAGCAGCAGCCACAGCCGCAGCAACCCCUGCAGCAGUGACGAACACAGCGGGGAUGAUUGCUUUGUGCACUUUUGGAGCGCUAUCAGCUAUCAGAUUAAUAGUGUAGAGUUACAACUGCAGUUCACUGCACCUCAUGAAUCAUUCCAUAGAUUAGCAGUUAUGUAGUUGCGUGGUCGUGGUUGAACCUGCUCUUAGAGACCAAUGUUAACUAUGAUGGCACUCCUGAUGUUUCUUUUGAAGAUCUUAAUUAUUGAAGUAUAUUGUGCGCCUUUGAGAUUGA
Molecule: messenger RNA, 1736 nt
Organism: Setaria italica (foxtail millet)
Lineage: Eukaryota; Viridiplantae; Streptophyta; Magnoliopsida; Poales; Poaceae
Product: polyadenylate-binding protein RBP45B
Exons: 7
Coding region: 1-1494 (497 amino acids)
Cellular component (GO): cytosol
Molecular function (GO): mRNA binding
Source: RefSeq, a predicted model, not a curated record